AUGCCUAUCCCAAUCCUUGCCCAGGCAAUCUCGUCGGGCAUCUCAUCCAUUCCGUAUGCCUGGCCAAUCCUAAAAUUCGCACCAUGGAUCAUCCUCCUCGCCGCGCUGAAGUAUUACUUCGGCGGAGCCCGCAACACCUCCGAGCGACUCAUGCACUCUAGAAGAGUGAUGAUAACGGGCGGAACAUCCGGUAUAGGCGCCGAAGUGGUCCAAGGACUAGCAGCGCGCGGCGCCCAAAUCAUCCUUCUAACCCGCCAACCACCCUCGGACCUCUUCGUAGUCGAAUUCAUCGACGACAUCCGCAAAAGCACAGGCAACCAGAACAUUUUUGCCGAGCAAGUCGAUCUCUCCUCCCUACACUCCGUCCGCACAUUCGCUACAAAGUGGAUCGACAAUACCGAGCCCCGCCGUCUGGACGCCAUCAUCCUAUGCGGCGGUGUGGCCGUCCCCGCAUCCGCGAAAAAGAACACAAUCGACGGCAUUGACGAGGAGUGGCAAGUCAACUACCUCGCCAACUUCCAUCUCCUCAGCAUACUCAGUCCGGCGCUGCGGGCUCAGCCCGCGCACCGGGAUGUGCGCGUGAUCUUCACCACGUGCUCCGGAUAUAUCGGGGCGAAGUUCGAGUUGGAGCGAGUGAAGCGCGGCAUGACCGGUUCCUUUAUGUCGAAGGAUAAAAAGAGGGUUAUCACCGCCGCGCCCAAGGGUAUUUAUGCGCUGAGCAAGUUCUCGCUUAUGAACUUUGCGUACUCGUUCCAGAGGCAUUUGAACUCGAUUGCGCGACCAGAUGGUCUGCCGGCUUGUACUCGAGUUCUGGUUGUGGAUCCCGGUCAUUCGCGGACGCCUGGGACUCGGCGCUGGAUGACUGGUGGUUCGCUUUGGGGCUUGAUGCUUUACUUGAUUACUUGGCCGUUUUGGUGGUUGGUUCUCAAGUCGCCGAACCAGGGUGCACAGAGCGUUCUGUAUGCUGCUAUGGAGGAGUCGUAUGGCCGUGGUGCUGGUGGAUGGUUUAUCAAGGAGUGUCGGGAGAUGGAUGUUGCACGCACGGAUGUGCGGGAUGAGGAUGUUGGCAAGCGACUGUGGGAGUUCAGUGAGAAGCAGAUUGAGGAGGCUGAGAGGGAGAGUGCUUUGGUGAGAGCGGCGGAGAAGAAGGAGAAGGAGUCUACCAAGGAAAAGGAGACUCGCAAGGAGACUGCUUCGGCAAAGGCGCAGACUCCUGGGUCCAGACGGAAUAAGAAGACUAAAUAA
This is a messenger RNA of Penicillium verhagenii, 1245 nucleotides long. Its product is annotated as putative oxidoreductase. The coding region runs from base 1 to 1245 and encodes 414 amino acids. The transcript is spliced from 2 exons. Lineage: Eukaryota; Fungi; Ascomycota; Eurotiomycetes; Eurotiales; Aspergillaceae. The record is from RefSeq and is a predicted model, not a curated record.